UUCUGCCCAAAUGCCCGCUUUUUCGCGCCUAUCUUACAAAGAAGUGCUGAGCAGUGCUUUCUUGUUGCUUCAUUGUGGCCAGGGCUAGGGCUAGGGUUCUUCCACUCCACGUCUAGGCGCCUCAAGGAUGUCGCCUCCACCGCCGGGAAAGGCUUCCAGGAAUCUCGAUCUCUUGAGCUGGCCGGAUAAUCCCGACGCAUCGCUCCAGAUUCGUACCCCAGUGCGCGUCUCGGCGACCAACGACAGCAAAGGCUUCGCGUCGGCGUCGGACGAGAGCUACCGAGAGUAUUCCUCGGCAGGCCGCCCCGGAAUCCGGACUCACCAGCCCGCGGGCGGUGCUUGUACUUACGCGUUUGGAGAGCAACUGUCCUCUGAGGAGGCCGAGGCGCUGCUUAAGCGGCGCCCCGGAUCAGAAUCAAAGAUGAAAGAAAUGUCAGGAAACAAGAUUUUCUGCGACGAGCCUGGUGCUGUUCCCGCCGCCCCAGAACGCACUGGAGUGAAACUCUUUCAGGCGAUUACUUUCGGUGACAACGAUAAUACGUCCCCUAGAAAAGCCACCACCCAAGCAGAGCUUGCAAAGCAGAAAGAAUUAAGCGGAAGUCAAGCCAUUCCCGACGAUGACGCACAGCACAAGCGUCUCCAGUCCAAUGCCAAGGUGAAGGAGCUUGUUGGUAGCAACAUUUUUGCUCCAGAAGACAAGCUACCACAGAAUGGUAGCACCCCAGUUAAAAAAAUCAAGGAACCAACAAUUCCUGUAGAUGAUGCUCCCGGCCUCAUGUCUCCCGGGGAAAGGAAGCGGUCACUAACACAGAAAACUGCCGAGCUUUGUGGCAACGACAUUUUUAAAAAUGAUCCUCUAAAGACUCCAUCCGACUCGAAGCACCUGAGCAGCGCAAAGCUUCGGGAGAUGAGUGGUAACGAUAUAUUUGCUGAUGACAAGCCGGUGCCGCGAGACUGCCUUGGCGGUGUGAGGAAGCCACCGGGUGGUGAAAGCACCAUUGCACUGGUCUAGAAGAUUUUCCUUCAUUUCCUCUCUGCUGGUGAUUUUAACUUAACACUGAUUUUCUUUUGUC
Selaginella moellendorffii is the source of this 1073-nucleotide messenger RNA. RefSeq lists its product as uncharacterized. Lineage: Eukaryota; Viridiplantae; Streptophyta; Lycopodiopsida; Selaginellales; Selaginellaceae. Bases 128 to 1012 code for a protein of 294 amino acids. The record is from RefSeq and is a predicted model, not a curated record. The transcript has 6 exons.